This is a messenger RNA of Ilyonectria robusta, 924 nucleotides long. Its product is annotated as scaffold protein Nfu/NifU N terminal-domain-containing protein. Gene Ontology annotation, molecular function: iron ion binding; iron-sulfur cluster binding. Bases 1 to 924 code for a protein of 307 amino acids. Gene Ontology annotation, cellular component: mitochondrion. Lineage: Eukaryota; Fungi; Ascomycota; Sordariomycetes; Hypocreales; Nectriaceae. The record is from RefSeq and is a predicted model, not a curated record. The transcript has 2 exons. Gene Ontology annotation, biological process: iron-sulfur cluster assembly.
AUGACUCCCUCAAGAGCCCCCCGACUCGUCUCCCGGGUCCUGGCCUCCGUCUCCCGGCCCGCCGCCGAGACGCCGCUUCGAGCAGCGCCGCGAUGGACUCGCUCGCUGAGCACAAGAUCCCGCCUCCCAACCCUCGCUUUCACCGCCGGCGCCCGACCACAAGUCUACGCAUCGCGCCGAUCAGCAGCUCCUGGACUCGCCGGUGUCGGCAGCGGCGUCCGGACCAUCUUCAUCCAGACCGAGAACACACCGAACCCGGACGCCCUCAAGUUCCUGCCGAACCACCGGGUCGUCCCCGAAGGGAUGUCUACGCCCUUCAUUGAGUACCUCAACCCCCGGUCGACAAUCGCGCCGCCGUACCCCUCGCCGCUGGCCGCAAAGCUCAUGAAUAUUGACGGCAUCACCUCUGUCUUCUACGGCGCUGACUUCAUCACCGUCACCAAGGCCGCCGAUGCCAACUGGGCCCACGUCCGCCCCGAGAUCUUUGCCCUCAUCACCGAGGCCAUCACGUCAGGCGAGACUAUCGUGAACGUCGUCGAGCGCAAGGAGGGCGAGGCGCCCCACGAUGUCGAGGAGGAUAGUCUGGCGUACAACGAGGACGACAGCGAGGUGGUCGGCAUGAUCAAGGAGCUGCUCGAGACGCGCAUCCGACCUGCGAUUCAAGAGGAUGGCGGCGAUAUCGACUUUAAAGGCUUCGACGAUGAGGGAUAUGUACUCCUCAGGUUGCGAGGUGCCUGCCGCACCUGCGACUCGAGCACCGUCACCCUGAAGAACGGCAUUGAGGGCAUGCUAAUGCACUACAUCGAGGAGGUCAAGGGAGUCAAGCAAGUACUCGAUCAAGAGGAGGAGAUCUCACUGCAGGAGUUUGCCAAGUUUGAAGAGAAGCUGAAGCAGCAGAAGGCUGCCCAGGCUUCGACUGGUUAG